UGCGGGGACUGCUCGGGUUCCUCGGGGGCGCCGCACCGAUGCAGGAGCCUGCCCGUCAGGCGUUGACUGCACGCGCGGGGUGCGAACGAGCGGCCUUAACGCGCCUCUCCCAACUUUUAAGGCAGCGCCUGAUGAGACAUGGGAGCCUGGCUGAAAGUCACCCUUCCUGUUGUUGACAUCACCUGACAACUCGACUGAAAAUACUUCCCACCAGUUCAUUGCGAGCAUCGGCUUCCCCCGAGGACCUAACGCCUUGUCCAGAAGAUGGCAUAGUAAUGAAGUCACCUUCCUGGGAGCUGGGGUCCUUUUUCGUCUCCGCAUGUGCUGCUUGAACUGAUCUGAAACCUUUAUUUUUGGACUGAAGAAACCUGUCCACUGCUUACCCUGAAAACCUUUCUCUCCUAAUUCAUGAGCCAGCAGGAUGUGGUCGCUGUGCUUUCAGAACGCCUUCUCAUAGCUGCAUACAAAGGCCAAGUGGAUAAUGUGGUGCAGCUUAUCAACAAGGGUGCCAAGGUAGCAGUUACCAAGCAUGGCCGAACCCCUCUGCAUCUCGCUGCCCACAAGGGUCAUCUCCAUGUUGUCCAGAUUUUGUUAAAAGCAGGCUGUGACCUGGAUAUUCAGGAUGAUGGUGAUCAGACAGCCUUGCACCGGGCUGCUGUCGUGGGGAACACCGAUGUCAUAGCAACUCUCAUUCAAGAGGGGUGUGCUUUGGACAGACAAGACAAGGAUGGGAACACUGCUCUUCAUGAAGCUUGUUGGCAUGGAUUCAGUCAGUCUGCCAAACUGCUUGUUAAAGCAGGAGCUAAUGUUCUCGCCAGGAACCAGGCAGGUAACACACCUCUUCACCUUGCUUGCCAGAAUAGCCAUUCCCAGAGUACUCGCGUUUUACUACUUGGAGGAUCUCGGGCAGACCUCAAAAAUAAUGAUUAUUUCAUCCGGACCACCAUGACAAGUGCAAGCUUUCUUACUGCAAUUACAUGCUUAGAGCUUUGUUUCUGUUUGCAGGCAGGAGAUACCUGUCUGCAUGUGGCUGCUCGUUAUAAUCACUUGCCCAUCGUUAGGGUGCUGCUCAGUGCUUUCUGUUCAGUCCAUGAAAAGAACCAGGCAGGAGAUACUGCGCUCCAUGUAGCUGCUGCUCUAAAUCAUAAAAAGGUGGUUAAGCUGUUGCUGGAGGCAGGAGCUGAUAUAUCAGUUGUCAACAAUGCAGGUCAGACCCCUCUAGAGGUUGCCAAGCAGCACAAUAACCCUGAGGUUGCGCUUCUCCUCACUAAGGCAUCACAGGUCUCACGUUUUAAUCGUGGAAGAAGUCUGAGAAAGAGGAGAGAGAGACUGAAGGAGGAAAGGCGGGCUCAGUCCGUACCACGAGAUGAAGUGGUUCAGAGCAAGGGCAGUGUCUCAGCAGCUGAUGACACUCAGAGCAGCGACCAGCCACCCCAGAGGAAAAGCGAGCGGAAAGAUGAACCCCGGUCAACUUCACCAGAUCCCAAAGGGAAGAAAGGCAAAAAGAAAAAGCCAAAAGAAAAGGUUUCGGCACUCUCAGACCCCAUUUCCCCAGCUGAUCAGCAGACGCUCCCUCAGCCCCAGCAAAGCUUGCCUAAACGCAGAAGUAAGCAUCGCUGCUCCUCGCCGCCGCCGCCCCACGAGGUCCGAGCCUACCAGCUGUACACGCUGUAUCGGGGAAAGGAUGGGAAAGUAAUGCAGGCACCAAUAAAUGGAUGUCGCUGUGAGCCUCUGAUAAAUAAACUGGAGAAUCAGCUGGAGGCAACUGUGGAAGAGAUAAAAGCUGAGUUUGGGACAGUACAAGAUAAGAUGAAUGUUAAGCUGGGCCAAAUGGAAAGCAAGACUCAACAUCAACUCCGUGUUUUAGAUAAGCUUAUGGCUGAGCGGCUGUCUGCAGAGAGAACAGAGUGCCUUCAUCGCCUUCAGCAGCACACUGAGCUAGAAAAGAAUGAGGGGGAGAAACGGCAGAUUUCCCUGGUCGAUGAGCUGAAGACUUGGUGCAUGUUAAAGAUUCAGAAUCUGGAGCUCAAGCUUUCUGGUGAUUCCAGGUCAUCGAGACCAAAAUCAACGUUGUCCACUUGUGAGUCUCUCACAGAGACCCUAGACACAGAGAACAACGCUCACAGCACCAAGGACUGCAAAACCCAGCAGGCCACGCUGCAGGCAGAGGGCUCCCACCAGCAUUCGUAUACCACGCUUCCAAACAGCGUCUCAGAAGAUGGGGCAAGGAGUGGAGCCCAGAUGCCAGAACAGAGCUUUGGACAGCAUUUUUGCAUCCAACAGGAUAGUGCAUCAGGUGCAGAGCAACAGUUAAUUGCUGCUGGACCAGCCUCUUCUUCGGCCCCUGGCCAAGAUGUCAGGCCAAAGGACAAAGCUGCUAGUGCCAGCACUUUCCACAGGUUUCAGCAGGAAUUGCCUUCCUCCGAGCUUUUGGGGUCCAAAUUAAGACACGUUAAGGUUCAGCCUGCUUUGCAGCCCUUGACUGAACCAGCAAAGACCGAACCACAGAGCGGCUACUUCAUCAACAAAGGAACCCAGACAAAGAAACCCAGCAAAAGCGGGCAGUUACGGCACAAAGCUCUGCACCACGCAGGGGCCCAUCAGAGCCAGCAGCAGCAGCAGCCGCCCUCGGCUGUGCCUGCAGGGCAGCAGCCUGCCCCUCCGCUCAGAGGCACUUCCCAGGCACUGGAGAUAACACAGUACUUUUUUGAGGCUGUUUCCACUCAGAUGGAGAAGUGGUAUGAGCGGAAGAUUGAAGAAGCCCGGUGCCAAGCUAAUCAGAAAGCACAGCAAGACAAAGCUGCGCUUAAAGAACAUAUUAAAAGUUUAGAAGAGGAGCUCAGUAAGUUAAGGACUAAGCUGCAGAAGGAGAGCUAGCAUCCACAAACAAGGUAAAGACAAGCAGCAGGGCUCAUUUUGGAAUCUACUGUAUAUGACUCUAGAAUACGGAUAAAUACAUAUGUAGUGCCUGUUACAUACAAACAAAAAGAACACUUUUUUCAGGACUAAAAGUAACUUCAGAAACUCCAGAACCAAGAAAGAGAAAUACACACACUCUUUGUAUUGAUGACAAUGAUAUGCUGCAAACUAGAUCCUUUCUUUGUUAUUUCCAGGAGUCCAUUAAUUAUUGCACUCACAAUUUCCAGGUGCUGCUUGAAAACAAACUGCAUUAUAAACCAAAACUGCUUUCUGAAAAAGGGAGUUUUCUUAUAUCUGCAUAGGUCAUAUGUGGCUAGAGGGUUCCACUGUAUGUUAAAUGUUAACAUGUGAUGAUACUGAAAUAAGUCUGGGAUUUUGGAGACCUUUUGACAGAAAUUCCUCAAUGAUAAAGGGCUAGUGAUACCAUUUUAAAUACUCCCCAUAGCCUCUCAUAGUCAAUGCGGAGAAGCCACAGAAACCAGCAGCCUAACAUAGGUGAAACACGGCCAGGCUCCCACCUACCUGAGGGAGAUGCUAAGGUGAGUCAUCCUACUGGGUAUAGAGACUUCUGCUGCCGCUUUACUUUUUGCAUUGGGUUUAUAUUACUAAAAUAAUUGCUACAUUAAACUUAUUUUUAAUGGUUUCCUAGUUGCACAACUCAUUGCACUUGCACAGUUGUUGGGGCUAUAUUCAAGUAAUCUGACAGAAAAGUUUCUUUUAGGGCGUGGAUGACAAAUACUUUACUAAAUCCAUGUUAUACUGGUUGUCAUGUAUAAUUUUUAUAUAAAUCUCUCUUCCUUCAAACAGCAAAUAGCUAAAUUCUCCACUGGUCCUGAAGGAGCAUGAGAAAGUCCUACAUCUAAAAAAAGUGAAAGCUUGGUUUCCUGUACUCACGUUUGUUUUUCUCUAGGGUCGGAGUUCUCCCCCAGACAUCCUGUCCAGACUAUCUUCCUUAGCUCUUCUGAACAAUUCCUCUCUGUUUCUUCCCUUGUAUCUGUAAGAAGAGCAAUCAAGCUCUUGCAAGCCUGCAAGACUUAAGACUGAUUUCACAAAUAUUUCCACAAAAUAGAACUCGACAACAUUUUUAAAAUGUUUCAGACGUGUCUUGCUAUAAAAUUAAAACUUGCAAUAAUCAAUGUCUGCAAGGCUGACAGGGUCCCAAAUUGCAGCUCACGGAGCAUCAUUUUCAAUUCUGUGCUGCAAAACAGUAACACCUAAAUUCCUCAGCCACAUUUGGGCCCCAGUGUACUAACGCUGCAUAAACUACAGGCAGCAUCCCUUUCAGGUUUCCUCUGUAUACCUCUGAGAAGGCUCCAUGAGAUCCUAGUAAUACAAGUAACGUUACUUAACAGAUAAUGAUAAAAGAGCUGUUCAAAACAAUUCAAAGACAAAAUGGUACAGUUAUGCCUAGGAGAAGGACAAGUUUUUUCUGUACUGUGGAACCCUAAACAGAAGACAACACACUUAACAGUACUGAAGACACCAUUAACUGAUUAGUAAUUAAGCUUUUGUCGUCUUAGCAGAUGUAUAAAGCAAAUAAAAUUGUAUUAUAUUACAAUAUUUUUUUUUAAAUUGCCAUUAAUGCACUAUCAAGACAAAUACAGUAUAUCUGCAGUCAUGGAAACACUAGUUUUGUUGCUCUGACUUCUGUAGUCAAAUAUAGACACUUUUAUAUGUUUACAAUUUUGUUUAAGCUACUGUAGGAAUGCAGCAGCAUGCUAUUUAAUUUUUGUAUCAUCGUGAUAAAGUGAAUGUUUUGCCAAGUAAACCAAGUGUUGUUCAGAA
Rhea pennata is the source of this 4704-nucleotide messenger RNA. It is a transcript of the gene ANKRD6, whose product is annotated as ankyrin repeat domain 6. The record is from RefSeq and is a predicted model, not a curated record. Gene Ontology annotation, cellular component: nucleus; cytoplasm. The transcript has 16 exons. Gene Ontology annotation, biological process: positive regulation of transcription by RNA polymerase II; negative regulation of canonical Wnt signaling pathway; positive regulation of JNK cascade. NCBI's taxonomy places the organism in Eukaryota, Metazoa, Chordata, Aves, Rheiformes, Rheidae. Gene Ontology annotation, molecular function: protein binding; transcription cis-regulatory region binding. The coding region runs from base 409 to 2877 and encodes 822 amino acids.